GGAGAUGGAAGAUGGCCGCCCAGCUCGUUGCCAUGGCUACAGGAGACCGGCGCGUCUAGAUAAGCUAGGGAGGAAGUUGCUUAGAAAGGUUUCAAGCAUGUUUUGUGUCUCUAUGGUGCAAGCCCUUUCAGGCCCCGCCUUCUUGUGUGCAAGAGCGGAGAGAGGCGCUUAGACGCCUGCAUGGAUGCUGUUGGGUAGCCAGCCAUUUCCUGGACAACACCUGUAAAAGGCCCCCCCCCCCCUUGGUGCUUUGUAGACUCCCCAGAAACAUCUGUUAGUCCCUGUGGGACCAGCAUAUAGGUGGUGAUGCCAAUCCAGGUGACAACUGUGGCCUCUGGAACUCCAAUGGAUGCUGGGAAGAGGCAAGUGGGGACCAAGGAUGGCAGGGAUGCCAGCACACUGGGCGACGGGUGGGCGAGCGAGAACAAACAGGAGAAUCCUCUGCUAGAAAAUCCUGGCCAACUGAAGCCUGCCUGCCAAGAAGACGGAGAGUCAGCUGCAAAUUGGAAUGGAUCAGAGAGAGGAAGGGGAUGCUGCCUGGAAGAGAGCCCAGCCCAUUCUGGCACAACGGCUCUCCAGCAAAGACGGCUCAAAGACAACAAGUGGCACAAGUGCUUCCGACAGAGUUCCUCGUUCACGUGCCAUCUGAGAAUCCACACAGAGGAGAGACCGUUUGAUUGCUCCACCUGCGGGAAAGCCUUCGCUAUGUGCUCAGACCUUACAAAACGUUAUAGGACCCAAGCUUGGAAAAGUCCUAUAAGUGCCCCGAAUGCGGGAGGAGAUUCCGCCGCCACUCCUCUUUCGCCAACCACCUGAAAAGCCACAGAGGAGAGCUGCCGUUCAGAUGCUCAUACUGUGGGAAAUCCUUCAGCGUGAGCACAGUACUGCAGCUUUACCGCUCUGUGCCACGGGGCUCAAAAAAGCAGUUGCUGUAGAAAGCUAAAUUUAAAAAGCCAAUUGCUAGUAGCAGGUUAAUGGGAUGGCAUAUUUGCCGCGUGAAAUUCACAGUGAUUUAUUAUGAAGUAGCGCAUCUUUUUGUUCUUGUUCCCUUGAUGGUAACAAAUGUUCCGUUUGUGUCAUUCAGAGCUUGUUGAACAGGUGACUUAGGAUUCCAUCCUGCUGAGAUAAAGUCGCUCCAUUGUUGGCAUUAUCCAGCAACACU
Messenger RNA from Heteronotia binoei (common prickly gecko), 1162 nucleotides. RefSeq names its product zinc finger protein with KRAB and SCAN domains 1-like. Lineage: Eukaryota; Metazoa; Chordata; Lepidosauria; Squamata; Gekkonidae. Gene Ontology annotation, molecular function: RNA polymerase II cis-regulatory region sequence-specific DNA binding; DNA-binding transcription factor activity, RNA polymerase II-specific. The transcript is spliced from 4 exons. Bases 307 to 816 code for a protein of 169 amino acids. The record is from RefSeq and is a predicted model, not a curated record. Gene Ontology annotation, biological process: regulation of transcription by RNA polymerase II.